AUGGAUCCUGUUGAGGAGGCGGUGUUGUAUUUGACGAGGACCUUUGAGAAAAUGUUGGUGCCAUGCAGGGUGCAUAACACGAGCGAAAAGGGAAAGCACGUUAUUGCAACAGCCGAAAUCCCGGCGCAAAGUGAUCUCUUUGAGGAGGCACCCAUCGUGUCGUGGCCGGCACAGGGAUACGUCGCACUCGACAUUCCCUUUUGUUCACACUGCCUCCGCCAGCAGGCGAAUUCAGACGCAGCAAAUACGCAGAAUGAUUCUUUGUGGCGCACGUGUGACGGUUGUGGUUCAUAUUUUUGUUCAGAUAACUGUGAGUUCUCUAGCAAGAUGGCCCACCACAUUUUAUGCGGUGCUCUACGGCAGCUUCGCGAAGAGGAGGUCGUUGGAUCUUUUGAUACGGAUACAGGCAAACGUUUUGACCUAACUAUCACGAAAGAAUCCUUGGCACGAUGUGUUGCCUGGGUCGUAGCUCGCAUUGCAACAUCCAUUAAACAACAACAAUUCAGUGGAGAGUUUUUGGAGAGACAUCACACAGAACAUGAGGGAAGUAUUUCCCGGCAACUCUUUCACAUUGCUUGUGCGCCUUUUAACCGCCUUAUUGAUGCUCCCAAGGGUACCGAGUUCGGUGAUGUAGACGCUCUUUCCUGGUAUCGGACUGUGGAUCGUUUGCUACGGGAGCCAUGUCGCAUUGCUCUCUUAGAGGCGACUUUACCGCCACGGUCUGAGAACGACGCCUGGGCCCUAGAAAUCGUUGAUGCAUUGUUGCGCCACGAAACUCUGGAAACAUUUCUGGGUCAAAUGUCGUUGAAUUCACAGGCCAUAAACGGCUUUAUCGUCCAAUCUCCAUCAGGCGAAAAGGCUUUUUCUGCCAUCCCACUGGUUGAAUGGGUACUCAAGGGUGGGGCAGUAUAUGCUCUACAAUCUGCUUUUAAUCAUUCGUGUGACCCUAAUGUAAGUGUGAGUAAUGUGGAUGGCACACAUGACAUCACACUUCGUACGCUUCGUCCAGUGAAAAGCGGUGAGGAGCUUACUAUCACGUACAUACCAUUAGAGAACACCACACCUGAGCAAAGGAAUGAAAAGUUAAAAGGGUAUUUUUUCACUUGUCGAUGCCUUCGGUGCCAGGAGGAAAAUAAUGGAGAGGGAGAGAGAGAGAGAGAGAACGAAGGGGAAGGAAGAAGUAAAGAAAAUUAA
Molecule: messenger RNA, 1194 nt
Organism: Trypanosoma cruzi
Lineage: Eukaryota; Euglenozoa; Kinetoplastea; Trypanosomatida; Trypanosomatidae
Exons: 1
Coding region: 1-1194 (397 amino acids)
Cellular component (GO): nucleus
Molecular function (GO): protein binding
Source: RefSeq, a predicted model, not a curated record